AUGAGUAACCAUCCCAGAGUUCUAGCUAUAGCGGCAAGUAAUUCGUUUAAAUUACUUUUAGACUGUGGACUAUAUUUUUUUAAUGAUGAUGAUGAUAAUGAUAAUGACGAGGAUUUAACCUGUGAGAAAGAGGUUCCAAUCAGGAUCAAAAACUACAUCGAAAAUGUUGUUGUUCAUUAUUCAGAUAAUGUAUUUCAAAGCCAUUUUAGAUCAGUCGGAGAAAAGUUUGAUAUGGGCAAAUCAUCACUGUCAGUAUCAUUUUUCAGAAUUAUUAAUUUAAUAAUAAUGAAUGCUUCCAAUGUUAUAAUUUGGCCUCACGGAGAAGAGUUGGAACGGCAAAAAGAAUUGUUUUUUCAUAUGGCAAGUAUCCCAAAUGUCAUUGGAGCUGUAGAUGGUACUUUGAUUCCCAUAAAGGCGCCAAAAGAAGACCCAGAAGUGUAUGUAACACGAAAAUGCAAUUAUGCAAUUACCUUGCAAGCAAUUACAAAUGCCGAACUAAAAUUUACCGAUGUUUUUGUUGGCUAUCCGGGUUCUGUGAGCGACACUCGUAUAUUUCGAAAUUCAGACAUAUAUGUGAAUAUUAUGAAAAAUGAAAAAUUUUAUUUUCCAAAUGACGAGCAUAUCUUAGGCGAUAAAGCAUAUCCUCCUCUUACAUGGUGUGUUGAACCAUACAUUAACAGGGGUCGUCUGACUGAAGCUCAAAAAAACUUCAACUUCAACAUUUCUAGAACUAGACAAACUGUAGAACGGUCGUUUGCUUUAUUUUUUGGUAGAUUUAGACGGUUUAAAUACCUAGAUAUGUCAAGGACUGAUUUCAUCCCAUCCACGGUUCUGGCAGCAUGUAUAUUACAUAAUUUGUGUUUAAAAAACAAGUCAAAUGUUAAUGUAAAUGACUAUAUUGAAGAAGGGAUGAAUUUUUUGAGAGACCAAAGAACUGAAUGUUUAAAUCCUGCAAGAGAAUCAUCAGAAGAUCACUGCCGCACAGAUGGAAAAUUAAAAAGAGAUACAAUGUGUGAACUUUACAAUGCUUAA
Messenger RNA from Macrosiphum euphorbiae (potato aphid), 1032 nucleotides. Lineage: Eukaryota; Metazoa; Arthropoda; Insecta; Hemiptera; Aphididae. The record is from the annotation of a GenBank genome assembly.